Messenger RNA from Quercus robur (English oak), 2491 nucleotides. RefSeq names its product protein ROOT PRIMORDIUM DEFECTIVE 1. The record is from RefSeq and is a predicted model, not a curated record. Gene Ontology annotation, molecular function: RNA binding. The coding region runs from base 230 to 1825 and encodes 531 amino acids. The transcript has 2 exons. Lineage: Eukaryota; Viridiplantae; Streptophyta; Magnoliopsida; Fagales; Fagaceae.
AAAUGAGUGUUAUUUUGAGGAAAAAAAAAAACUUUUCUCCGUUCCCUUAACAGUAACACGUCUAUCUCUCUCUCCCUCUCCUGGUCUCCUUUUGUAUCUCUUCUCUUUCUUUCUCUCACAGCCACGCCCGCCGAUCUCAACAAGUUGUCUACCAACCCACGCCGCGCCGUCCACCAUGCCGCACCGCUGACGCGGAUGUGAACUCGCUCCUUUUGUUGCUGGGAUUGCUAUGCCACUGUUGUGGGCUGAUUUUGGUGGUGAUAGGAAAUUUAUUUUCAAACUUCCAUGGCCAACCAAGCUCCUCCUUGAACAAAUCUACAUCCUUCAGUUUGGGUUGAUUUUUGCAUUUAGCCAGAAAUUGUGCAGAGGCUCUUACUCCGCGACUGUUGUUUUGCCCAAACGGCACCAGGUUCGGAUUCGGAUUCAGCAGAACAACUCAAGUAUCAAGAAGCCUCGCUCGCAUCUUCAUUUCAACACAAAAACAGGUUCUCUCUCUGAAUCAAAUAUCAUGAGGGCAUUAUAUAGAGUCAGACCCAUUAUCAUUCGCUCUACGCCUUCUUCUUUCCCUUUCACAGACCCACAAAAAUGCCCAUUUGGCCCUUUCAACUCCUUCACCCAAAAGAGGUUCAAAAAGCCAGUAAUCUCAGCUCGAACUCGCUUAGAGGACAGAGUCAGAGACCCAAAGCUAGACGAACUAAUAACCCACCUCAAAAAACUCAAAACCAUCCUCAAUCUCCACCAACUUAUGUCAAACAAAAAACGUGGUCCCUUCGUUUCAUUACAACUCAUGUCCAGGUGGAAAAACAUCGUUGGACUAAAUGUCAACAUAGGCACAUUUAUCAACAAAUACCCACAUGUUUUUGAGGUUUUUAAACACCCAAUUAGGAGGAAUCUUUGUUGUAGAGUUAGGCAAAAGAUGAAGGCUUUGAUAGAAGAGGAAGAGAGAGUUGUGAAAGAAUGUGAAUUAGAAGCUGUACAGCGUGUAAAGAAGUUGUUAAUGAUGUCUGUAAAUGGGACUCUUGGUGUUCAUGCUUUGAGAUUGAUUAGAAGGGAAUUGGGUUUGCCUGAGGAUUUUCGUGACUCAGUUCUGGCUAAGUAUAAUGCUGAUUUUAGGUUGGUUGGGUUGGAGAUAGUUGAAUUGGUUGAUAAAGAUGAGAGUGUGGGGGUUGCAAAGGUUGAAUUUUGGAGGGAAAAAGAGUAUAGAGAGAAGUGGUUGAGUGAGUUCGAGACCAAAUAUGCAUUUCCUAUCAAUUUCCCUACAGGGUUUAAGAAAGAAGCAGGGUUUAGAGAUAAGUUGAAGAAUUGGCAAAGGCUGCCUUAUUUGAAGCCUUAUGAUAGGAAAGAGGUUGUAAAGGUUCGAACUUGUGGUGGGAUUGAGCAGUUUGAGAAGCGGGCGGUUGGGAUUCUUCAUGAGUUCUUGAGCUUGAUGGUGGAGAACAAGGUUGAGGUUGAACGGUUAGCUCAUUUCAAGAGGGAUUUUGCUAUUGAAGUUAAUGUGCGUGAACUACUUUUGGAGAACCCUGGAAUUUUUUACAUUUCUACUAAAGGGAAUGCACAAACGGUUUUUCUUAGAGAGGUGUAUAGUAAAGGGCAUUUGAUCGAGCCAAAUCCAAUAUAUGUUAUUAGAAGGAAAUUGUUGGACCUUGUCUUGCAAGGCUGUCGAAGUACUCGAGAACUGGCAGCUGAAAAGGAAAUCAAGGAGCUGAGUAGUUCUGCAGGGUGUACGGCAGAUGGAGGUAGGAGAGAUGGUGACUGGGUUAUCCCAAUUUUGGAGAAUUUUGACAAUGAAAAUCCCGAUAACAGUGUGAGUGAAAUCAGUGAGUAAUCAGAGUUUACUGAAUUCAAUGAGAAAGGAAGUGGUGAAAGUGAAAAUUGCAUUGAGGGUUGAAUCAAAUAAGCCAUAUGAUGGUCAACAUUUAUUCUCCAGCAAGUGUGUAUAUGUGAAUAGGUCCAACAAUGACCCAUAAUCUUGAAUAGGUCAGAUUGUGGCCAUGGACCUCAAGAAGGUUCCAUCAGACAAUGAUCCACUCAAGAGUCAAGUAACUCACCUUGGACAUUGAGUAUGGUAAGUUUCAUAUUCAUUAAAAAUUCUCUGUCUUGAUUGUAUGCUUGUAUGUGUGAAUAUGGCCUGGGUAUAGAAUUUAUUGAUUGGUUCAGUAAACAUCUGUUUAGCACUGGAAGAACAUUUGUUCAUAAUAAGUAUUGGUUAUCUCAUGAUAUCUGCAUAGAUUUUCCCUUGUAUUAUAGCGAAAGCAUUUAUCAUUUGCUUGAAAGUUGUCAUGGUUCCUCCUGUAUGCUAAAUAUUGCUAUGUCUGUUGAAACUUUUUUUUUUCUCUAAAGAAGCUUCAGACAUAUCCCUUGACAUACUUUUUUGGGUAUAUUUCUGUCAUGUUAUUUGUAAGAACUGCCUUACUACAGAACAAUGUGCAGAGCCGAAAAUCUGUUAUUCAAAGCAGGUUAAAUUCUUGGUCUAUCUAGGCUUGUUGAUUCA